UGCCUAGGUAUGCUAUGCACAUCUCUAAACCCAAUGAACCAAAAGAGGAAACUGGAAAAAGGAUUUCGAAAUUUCUCCGAAACUUACUGCUCCAGUAAGUUGCUUCCCGGAAGCAGCCAAGAAUUGGAAUUAUAAACUCAUUUUUCGGCGGUCUACUUGAACUAAAUCAAGCAUUAUACUUUGAAAUUUGAACAUUGUUUCCUUUGAAAUUAUGGUUUGCUUUGAUUGAUGAAUAAGUGGAGGAAGAUUAUCUGAACAUAAUCCGGCCAAGGUAAUGUGAAGACAUUUAAUUUUACUUAUUAAUCUUUUGUAUUGGAAGAACUUCCAAUUUUCUUGUUGGGAAUUUUUUAUUGUGCAGUUGAACUUGUUAUUUUCUCUAAUAUAUGAUCAAUUUGAAGUGUGAAAUCCAUAAUUUAUUUAUAAUUUUAUGAUUGCCCAUUUGUUUUUGAUUAGUUUUAGUGAUUUCCCUUGUGUUUGAUAUCGUGAAAUCUUUAAUUGGAAGCCUAAAGUUCAAGUCUUUUCAAAUUGGGGUGUCAAAGAAACUCAUUUUCCUUUAGUUUUCCCACUUGAUUUUUGUAAUUAAAAGGAAAUUUGGUGACUUGGGUAAUCAAUUUUACUAGAAAAGUUAUUUGUUUUCUGCUGAUGAUAUUGUUAAGGUAUAUAAGAUAUCAUAGGGCAACAACCAUAAGCUUUACACUUUUUGUUGCGUUGGUUCCUUGGUAUCAAAAGCCAACGUGAAUCCGAGAGUUGGUCCCUUGACAGAUAUUUUAGUUUAGACAAAUAUGCAUACUUUUGUUUAGAGAGGCUUAAUUAUGUUGUUGAUUUAAGUUGUUAUAAUUGAUUAGCUAUUUAUCAAGACUAAAUUUUUGUGAUUUACUACUGUAUUUUCAGUUUGUUUAUAGUCUGGUGAAUUGAAAUGAUUGGUAAAACUCCUACAAGUAUUUCAUAGGAAUUAGGGAUAAUGUGAAGAAAGUAAUUUGAUAUGGAUUAUAGAAGUAAUCAUCAGGAUAGUGGAUACUUGAUGUCAAAUGCUCGUCUUUUGUAAACCGAAGUUGCUUUUACUAUUUGGGGAUGUCCUAUAGGAAAGUGUUGCACUUUUUUCAUGUAGAUAUGGACUAUGGUCAGGUUUCCUUACGGAAAUAUAAUCAUUGGCUUAUAUGGAGAGGUGAGAAUAGGAUGGUAAGGCAACACUUAUUAUAAUGUGUGUUAGCUAAAUCUUGGUGAAUAUGUAAUUAUAUGUGUUGGUACAAUCCCCAGAUUGAUCAUAGUUCCUAUGAGCGGCAUACACUGGAUAUGAUGAUGAUGAUGAUGUGGUACAAUGCGACAACUAAUUUUCGAAUGACUUGUGUUAUUUCCUGUUGCUAUUGUACUGUCUUUCUUUCUUCUUCAGAGAAAGAAACAAAAUAAGUGUUUUGUUUUACAACAUUCUUCGAUUAAAGAUGCGGGCGAUGGUUAUAAUGUGAUUUUGUUUGAUAUUGCUUUUUAACACCUUGGUUCAGGUGUAAUUUCUUAAGAUUUGGUUUGUGUAAGGUGAAUGGAAAGAAAGCAAUUUGCUGAUUGAAGGAAAAACCGAAAAAGGUCUUCUUGCUUUCUAGCUUACCGAAUGUGUGCAUAUUCAAGACUAUUGCCUUAUUAUAUUCUGUGGCCUCAUCUUGAUGAGGUGCUGAAAAAUCAUUAGAGGUAGAGAUGGCUUCCAGUUUUCGUCGCAACAUCCCUACGGUUACAAAUCUCGUUCUAUAUGGUAAACACGCAAAACGUUUUUUCUGUCAUGAGUUAAUGGUCAUGGAUGGCCCCGGUCAUACUAUUGCAAGCUCUGUCUGCCAUUCGUUACGCAAAGGCUUGAGCUGGGAUAUAUUGUGCAGAAAAUAUGAUUCGGUGAAAUUUGAUGCUCCUAUUGUUGAGAAAGUACUACUGGAAUUGAAGGAACCCCUUGAAGCUAAGCGAGCUUUGAAGUUUUUUCAUUGGGUUGCACGUACUAAUAAGAUCGGUCAAAGUCAUCAUGAACUCAAGCAUUAUUGUGUCAUUAUACAUAUCUUAGCCCGUGCUCGUCUUGUGAAUGAUGCCCGCAGUUUGUUAGAAUCCAUACUGAAAAGAAAUGUCGAGGAUGAAGUGGAUUGUUCUUUGAGAUUUUCUGUCGUCGAUAUGCUACUAAAUACCUACAAGAUAACCAACUCAUGCCCGUUUGUGUUUGACUUGUUGGUGCAAUCUUAUAGCAAAUUACGGAUGUUUGGUGCAGCCUUUGAUGUUUGUUGUUUCUUAGAGGAGCAUGGAUUCUCUUUAAGUCUUGUAACAUUCAACACUUUGCUUCAUUUCAUACAAAAAUCGCCGGAUAACAGCAAUUUGAUAUGGGCGGUUUAUGGGCAUAUGAUUCAUAAUAGAAUCUACCCAAAUGAAACGACGGUAAGAAUAAUGAUCAAUGCAUUAUGUAAGGCGGGUGAGCUGCAGAAAUUUGUCGACAUAAUAGGUCGAAUUCACGGCAAGGGAUGCUCACCUGUGGUGAUUGUGAACACUAGUUUGGUUUUUCGGAUGUUAGAAAAAGGGAGAAUUGAGGAAGGACUUCUUGUGCUGAAAAGGGUAUUACAGAAACACCUAAUACUUGAUUCUGUUUCUUACUCUCUUGUGGUUUACGCUAGAUUAAGAAGUAGAGAUAUAAAGUUGGCACACGAAACAUAUGAACAAAUGCUCGGUAGUGGUUUUCACCCGAACUCUUUCAUUUAUACUAUAUUCAUUGGAGCCUGUUGUGAGGAAGGGAAGGUUGAAGAAGCACUUAACUUGAUGGAUGAAAUGGUAAAUAUGGGCUUAAACCCGUAUGAUGAUACGUACAAUUCUCUUAUAAUAGGUUGUGCUAAAAGCGGAGCUUUGGCGGAAAGUUUUCGACUUUGUCAAGAAAUGAUUGAGAGAGAUUUGGUUCCGAGCAAUUCAGCUUUUAAUGAAAUGCUGGGAAAAUUAUGUCAAUCGGGAAAUGUUAAGGAUGCUAAUGAGAUGUUAACUGUUUGUAUGGAGAAAGGGUAUUUGCCAGAGGAAGCAACGUUUCUUCAUUUGAUCGAUGGCUAUGGACGAGAGGGAAACAUUCAGGAGGUUCUUAAAUUGUAUCAUGAAAUGGAGUUUAGGUCACUGUCUCCUGGAUUACCGAUUUUCACAUCAUUACUAACGACGUUUUGUAAGUGCAGGAAACUGGUUGAAGCAGAUAAGUUUCUGGCUAUAAUGGAAAGUCGGUCGUUAUGCCCGAGCAUAUGCAUCUAUGAUCAACUGAUUUCUGCACACCUUGAAGAAGGCAAUAAAGAAAGGACUCAUCAGCUUUACAAGGAGCUGAUUCGGAAAGGCUUGCGGCUUACUCGGCCAAUGAACCCUAGCAUCUUUUCUUAAGAUCUUGACUUCUGAAAGCUUGUUUUCGUUGAUGGAGUAAUGUACUUGGGUUUCGGGUAUUAAUAUCUGUGAGCACCGGAGACUGGCUUUUUAUAAGACAAAGUUUUGGUGUUGCCAACCCAUUGUAGAAGACUUUUGGAUGGUCAGCCUUAGUGGGUUUUCUGGUUUUAGGUAAAUGUUUAUGUCUAUCUUUGUUCUUUAUUUUCCAUUUUUGUGUGCCUUUGUAAUUUUUUGACCAUGAUAAACAUGCUUUACUUUACUUUUUGGAUAAAGAAAGCAACUAUGCUCCUGACCAAGACAUGCUUCAAAAUCUUCUUUCUCCGUUGUCCACCUUAUGUCCAUUCUCGAGUCUCAAUGGGGCCUAAGGUUAUAGUUUUUUUUUCAUAUUAUAAUGGAUUAUAUCAAAAUAACUCAUUUAAUCAAGUGCAUUUCUUAUUUAUGUAAAGUUACAUAUAUAUUUGCUAUCAAGGUUCAAUUGAAAACAACCUUUUUGUUGUCACCAAGAGUAAGGUUGCGUAUUAUCCAACCCCAAACCCGUUUAGAUAGGAAUCACUAAAUAGCAUUAGGGUAAUGGAAUAUCCACCUUUUCUAAUAAUUAGUGAUGGCCACGAGGUGGAUUAUCCGGAACCGAACCGGUCCUGAACCACAGAAGAACCGUCCCAGAACCAGAAUCCCAAACCCGCCCAGAGAACUGUGCUAAUGCAUACUAUUUUGCUUUUGCAUUUGCUUUCUCAUUAGAUCACUUUGAUGGAAAUUUAUCAAGCACCAUAGAUUUUUUUCUCUUGCAGUGAUCAGAUUGCUAUACAUACUCUUGGUCCUAGGAGUUCAUGUUAUAAAUAGUAAAGAGAGCUGUGCUGUGUGGAUUGAACAUUGAUAAUAUGUUGGGUUUUUUCCCAGCAUUCUGAAAGCUAUGUUCCUAUUCUAGCUUUCUCCACAUUAUUAGGACUUGACAUGUAGUCGAAAGAUGUAGACACUCGAGAAAUUAGUAAACUUUGAGGUGCUUUUCAUGAAUUUCAAAAGAUCGUAACGUAACGCCUAUUCUUUGUCAUUACCGUGCUUUUCCUCAAAACGUGUUUAGUUGACAGUUGAUAGUUCAUUGCCGAGAGUAUGCAUCAAUUGUAAAACUUUACAGAAAAAAAUGCAGCAUUAUACUUUGAUCCUAUAUAUCAAUUAGUUGAUGAUUGAUAGUUGAUUGUUGAUAGCCCGUGUUGUAUUGGUGGGGUUCGGAACUAAUUCACUUUUUCCGGUGGCAUAUUUCACUUAAAGCAAGACGAAGGAGAAGGAUCGGUAGUUAACAACUUAGAUGAUCGAUAGUUAACAACUUAGAUUAAAUACACUAUCUAGUGGCUGGUGACAUCAAAAGGCUUGCUUAAGCCAUCAAAACUGACUGCAAGUCUUGUGUAUCCAUGGUGUGUGUUUUUAGAAGGGGUUGCUUAUAUAUUUGACUAUUACGAUGUCUAGUGGCAGAUCCAGAAAGAAAAAUGAGUGAUAUCAAUUUAAGUAAAAUAGCUUAAUGAGUUUUGAUCCUGGUCACAUGUGGAAAGCAAUACACUAAUGAACUCAUUUACGGAAUAUUUACAUGUAAUAUUUGAUUUUAUUUUGAAUUUAAGUGAUGUUAACUAACCUCGGUGACAUCAUACUAGAUCUGCCAGUGACGACGUCGUAUCUUAUUUGAGGGCUAAGGCUUUACUCAUUUCAUCUCGUUGUCAAAUCAGCCGAACAAUUUUUACAAGGAUAAAGUUGCUUAUGUCUAACUCCUUCAAAUCCCAUCUAAGCGGGAGCCACUUGACAUCAGAAUAAUGGAGAAACCUAAGUUCGAUUUUCAUUGCAUCCUCCCUUUGCCUCAACCUAUCCGGAAUCCUUGCUUUAAUCAUCAUCAUCAUACUCGGUGUAUCCUGCCCAUAAGAACUAUGAUCAAGGUUUAAGGAGAGCAAGAAGGCGACAACUCAUACCCAUAAAGGAAGAUUCGAGUCUUUAAUGAUAUAAACAACGUUCUUCGUUCAAAACUGUGAUGUGGGACCGGACCUCAGAAUUAAACAACUGAAUUAUGGUUGUAUUCUGGCAUCCUCAACAUUCCUCAUCAUGGAGGUGGAAGAUUCAAAGUUUAAAGGAGCUUGGAUUGUGAGUCAUAGUGGACUAAAUCAAGAGCUUCCCAUAAUCUAGAAAUAGUACGGUGUAGUUUUCUUAUUGAUUUACUAUUCUUUUGUUUAUGCAAACUAUAUAUCAUUGUGUUGAAAUGUAAACCUACUCAUUAAAAUUUGUCUAUUUUGACUCUUUUUUUUUUAAGUAUAUUAUGUCAUUAUUUUA
This is a messenger RNA of Amaranthus tricolor (Joseph's coat), 5673 nucleotides long. RefSeq names its product pentatricopeptide repeat-containing protein At1g66345, mitochondrial. NCBI's taxonomy places the organism in Eukaryota, Viridiplantae, Streptophyta, Magnoliopsida, Caryophyllales, Amaranthaceae. The coding region runs from base 1687 to 3366 and encodes 559 amino acids. The transcript has 3 exons. Gene Ontology annotation, molecular function: protein binding. The record is from RefSeq and is a predicted model, not a curated record.